Molecule: messenger RNA, 3129 nt
Organism: Cinara cedri
Lineage: Eukaryota; Metazoa; Arthropoda; Insecta; Hemiptera; Aphididae
Source: the annotation of a GenBank genome assembly
UUGUAGUUUAAUAAACCACAAUGGUAAUGUAAGUAUAAGUAAUAUUAUAACAUUUAAUUGCAUUUUUGUUUUGGCUUGUUACUCAAACGUUACCUACUCAAUGGCGUUCAACGUUGAUGGAGCCCCUGCUGUCGAUCUAAAUGACCGAGAAUGCGACGAGGAAUUAUUGGUGGUGAACGUACAAGUAAUCAAAAAUAAUAAUAAUUAACGACGUUCUUGAAAAUAACCUAUCUUUCUUUUAUUUAGGAAGAACAUGGAAAAAAAAUGCACAGUUUGUGUGAGGUGUUGAGCGCGUUACAAGCGAACUUUGAUCAGUUCACCGAAAGCUGUUUCGAAGUUAACAGUGAGUAUACUUAGGUACGAAAUAAUAACUUAUACUUAGACUAGGAUGUUGUAGUCAUAUAUUUUUAUUAGAAAAAAAAUUAAGAGUUUUAAAUGAUUAAAAGUGUACAAACAUUAACCCUAUUAGUUAAAAGUAAUAAAUAUUUAUGUUAGUCCCCAUACGGGUUAGUGUUAGUAUAUGAGUUAAUAUAUUAAUAUAUGAGUUAAUAUAUUUAAUACUAAUUUUUUGGUAGUUCAAGAGUAUAAUAGGACAAUAAAUCAGAAUCAACUUAAAAUUUUUGUUUUACUGAAUUAUAAAAUUACAUAAACUAGAAAUAAUUAAACCAGAUAGAUAUAUUUUAAAAUCAGACAUCAGUAGUACUAUAUUAUUUUUUUGCAGAAAAACAUUUUUCCUAAAUUUAAUUUUCAACAUAAAAUAAUAUUAUACCAACUAUUUGGAUAAGUAUACAUACUAUCCUGUAUAAUACAUUUAUUAUAUCAGUGAGUUUUUAAAUUAUGUUAUUAAAUUAAAGAAUUUUUGUGGCUCUUCAAUGUCCAAAAUUGAAUUAGUCUAUAGUUAGUUUUACUGUAAAAUUAUUUUUACAAUAAGCAACUAUAUUAUACAUUUUUAAAAUUAAUAUACAUCUGUGUUUAAACAUUUAGGUAAUUAAUAAUCAUAGUAAGAAAUUAUAAAAAUUGUUUUUUGGAUUAAUGCUUCCCAAACUUUUGUAACUAACAGUGCCUAUUUUUAACUAAGAACCUCCUUGAAAAUCAUUUAUAUCAACAAAUAAUUCUAAGUAGAGAAGUAUUGCUAUUAUUAGUUGCCUUUUUCCCAUUUUCUCUGGCUAGAAACCUUCAAACCUACAAAAAUAAAAUAUAAAACAGAUGUAUAUUAUUAUUUAUACAUUGCUUGUUUGUUUUUUUUUCCACAAAAACCAAAUAGAAAUUUAGACAUUGUUCUAAAAUUACCUUUGUGUAAAAAUCCUCAUAUUUUAAUUAUUAGUAUUAUAUAUUAAUGAGUAAUUUUGGAGAAUUUUUACUAACAAUAUAAAUGAUUUCCAAAACCACUACUUUAGGCAUAAAAAACAAAAAAAAGUGUCCUAGGAUAAUGGGGACAGGUAGAAUCAUUAUUAUAGGUGAAAAGUUAAGAAGGUAGUAGAGGGGAAAUGUAAUGUAUAUUUGUAAGUGACAUACCAUUAAUGACGAAAAAAGGAUUCUGAGAAGAGUUCAAUUGAAAGUGUCGCUUUAACAACAAUAUGUAUUUUAUAUUAUGGUAUUAUAAUUACUUAUUUUUUAUGUAUAUUUUCUUUAAUAAUAUUUGUUUAAUAUUGUACUUAUUUUCCCGGUUUCCCCAUUUAUUGGGAAAACUGGGGAAAAUCAAAAAUUACCUCCUUUAAGUACCUCCUCAGUCAGAUUUCUUUUUGGAAAAAAUGUUAUCAUUUUAAAUUGGAGCAAAAUUGCUAGUAAAAAUGUUGUUCCCAGGGGGGAGGUGGGAAGUGGUGACUUGAAGGCUGUAAUAUUUUAGAUUCUAAGUGGUGCUAAGAAACUUAUAGUUUUACAAUGAUGUUUAUUUUUUUAUUUUGUGGACAAUUUUUCUACCAGCAAAUUUGCUCCUAUUUUCAAUUAAAGUACUUUUUCUGAAAGUAAAUCUGACUGGGGAGGUACUUUAGAGAGGUCAUUUUUGAUUUUCUCAGAAGUUUUCCUAAUAAAUGGGAAAAACUUGAAAAAAUAGUACAAUAUUUACAAAUAUUAUUCAAGAAAAUAUAUAAUGCAUAUGUAAUUAAUUUACCAUAAUAUUGUAUAUAUAUAUAGAUUCAUUAAAUUACCUAUAAAUUGGCUACACCCAUCCCCAUUAUUCUGAGACAGCUUUUUAAACUAAAAAAUAACCUCAUUAUAGUACCUCCCCAGUAAAAUUUUCUUUCAGAAAAAGUGGUAUUAUUGUAAAUCUGAGAAAAAUUGCUGGUUUGGAAAGUUGUUUAAAGUUGUUCAUCAAUAAACAUCAUUUUAAAAUUUAAUACAUUCCUUGCUCCACUCAGAAUCUAAAAAUUAAAGAUUUAAAAUUCUUAAACAGCUUUUAUAGUAAUUUUUGUAGAGCAGUGUAUGCCCAUGUCUCUCAAGUUCGUUGGUUUGAAACUAAAUGUGGUUUAUAAUAAAUGAUUACUAGCAAGAAAUAAGAGAUGAUUAUUUUGUGUGAUAGAAAUUAUAAAUUGUUUCUAAAUGAUUUAAUUUUUUUUUAUUACUAUUCCAGAUAAACUGAAUCAAUUGGAAAUGGAUUGUAUUGAUGUACUACAACCAAUUGAUAUGAUUUUGAUGGAAAGACACAUUGAACAUAUAUGUGAAAUGGAAUCAAAUUUAAAUUUGUUGUAUAACAUAGGAAAUGUUAAAAAAUGAUUAACUAACGGUUUUUUUUUUUUUUACAUUUCUAGAAUAUUUUUUUGAAUUAAUAAGUUACUAAUUUAUUAUUUAUCUUAAGACAAUAAGGCUGUACUAUAACCAACCUAAAACUAGCCUCAGUAUAGACAUACUUAACACUAUAGAUAGUUCACUAUUGUAGCUCACUUAUUGCUCUCAACCAUACAAUAAAGAAUCUAUAACAUAAUUUACAUUUUACUGUAGUAUCUAGUAUAAUUUUAGUAUAGUCUAGGAUUGAUUCUACUUCAAUAGGUGAUUCACUUAACAUCAUGUUUAAUUUCUCUUGAACUUCAAUGAUGUUCUUAUUUCAAGGUUAGAAAAAAGUUUUUUUUGUAUUUUAAAUGUUUUAUUUGUUUUGGCUUAUGAAGUAUGCAUUUUAGCAAAAUAACACUGUAU